UUGCAGCUGAUCAAACUCGCGAUGAUGACGACUACUAGCAGCGGUGGCGCCGGUGGCGAUCUGUUAGUCUCCACGCCGGGGUUUCGGUUCUACCCGACGGAGGAUGAGCUGCUGGGCUUCUACCUCCGCCAUCGCCUCGCCGGCACCACCAGGUCGCACGUCGACCGCGUCAUCCCCGUCGUCGACGUCUACAGCCACCACCCUUCCCACCUCCGUUCGAUGGCGGGUGAGGCGAGCGUGCAAGACGCGGAGCAGUGGUUCUUCUUCUGCCCCCGGGCUGAGAGGGAGCUGCGCGGCGGCCGGCCAGCGCGCACCACUCCGUCCGGGUACUGGAAGGCCACGGGCUCGCCGUCCUGCGUCUUCUCCUCCUCUUCCUCCUCAGCCGCCGCCGGUAACAGCAAGGUCAUCGGGGUGAAAAGGACCAUGGUCUUCUACCAGGGCCGUGCGCCCACGGGGGCCAAGACCACGUGGAAGAUGAACGAGUAUAAGGCCGUCGCCGCCGACAACGACACGACGACCCGACACCAGACGACGGCACCUCUCAGGCUGAGGAACGAAUUCAGCGUGUGCCGGCUCUACAUCAGCACGGGGACGCUAAGGUCCUUCGAUCGCCGGCCCCUCAAUACUUCCGGCAACGGUCAAGCGGCGGCCCGCCGGCAUGUACCGUCGGCAGCCAACACCGCAAGUAUCGGACAAGCCGGCAACUAUCAAGGCUGGAGCACGCUGGUGACCACCAGUACCACUGAUGUUGACAAUUUCUGCUUCGACAUGGAUUUCAAUCAACUGUAG
Messenger RNA from Triticum dicoccoides, 789 nucleotides. Its product is annotated as NAC domain-containing protein 90-like. Gene Ontology annotation, molecular function: DNA binding. Lineage: Eukaryota; Viridiplantae; Streptophyta; Magnoliopsida; Poales; Poaceae. Bases 22 to 789 code for a protein of 255 amino acids. The record is from RefSeq and is a predicted model, not a curated record. Gene Ontology annotation, biological process: regulation of DNA-templated transcription. The transcript has 3 exons.